CACUUGAGGAGACGAACUCAAAAGAAUGGGAGCCGAGACAGACUGCCAUUGUGACUGUGAGUAGCAAUGUGAACCGCCGUGUCCCAACUCCCAAAUAUUGAAUCAGAAAACCACACAAGUCUGCUACUCCGCCACCGUCACCGUCGCCGUCGCAACGCUGCCUCGCUCUGGAAAGUCACAGGCAGCACAGCAGUCGCAAUACGGCAACGGCAGACUCGAAUUCGAAGAGAGCCAAACUCCCAGCUCAUAACAUGCCCCCAGCAAUCCGACGCUUUUGUAGCUGUAGAUGAAGAAUCUAACGAUAACUCCUCAACUUCAAAUCCUUCAGAAACAACUCAUAAAACGCCCAAGAUAUUUCAAGCUGCCGUCCUCAUAUUUCCAUGGGCACCACGUGCUCGACGAAAUACCAAGCCGACCAAAUGUCUCUGUUCACCGUUUCAUGCUCAAUCUCAUGAACCAAAACCGCAAGUGCGAAGCACUUUAUGUUUUCAAGAAUCAUCUACAGGCGGAUCUUUCCGUAGUUAAUGAAGUUGCGCUCGCGCUUGCUUCGAAGGCUUGUGUUGGGCACCCAAGAAUUGGGCGUCAAAUCCAUGGUUUUGCAGUGGUUUCUGGUUUUAUGGCCAGUGUUUCUGUGUGUAAUUCUUUGAUGAACAUGUACUGUAAGUCGUGGAAUUUGCGGACGGCUUUGUGUAUUUUUGGGAAUUUGAAGAACCCUGAUAGUGUUUCUUACAAUACAGUGCUAUCAGGGUUUGAAGACAACGAAAGUGCACUCCUUUUUGCUCGUGAGAUGUAUUCAGCUGGGAUUGCUUUUGAUUCGAGAACUUUUACUAGUGCUCUUGCCCAUUGUGCAGAUGGUGAGAAAUUUGAUUUCGGGUUUCAAUUGCAUUGUCUUGUUUCGAAGUUAGGUUUUGAGACGGAGAAUUUUACUGGGAAUGCGCUAAUUACAUUGUAUUCGAAAUGUGGAAAAGUUGAUGAUGCUAAAAGGGUAUUCAGUGAAAUGCCCCACAAAGAUUUGGUUUCAUGGAACGCUAUUCUUUCCGGCUAUGCUCAGGAGGGCAAUAAUGGAUUUGGAGUCAUUAAGGGAUUUGUUGAGAUGGUGAUGGAAGGCUUCAAGCUUGAUCAUGUCUCAUUUACAAGUGUGGUUGCAGCUUGUGGUCAUGAGAGAAACCUCGAUUUUGGUAGGCAGGUACAUGCUUUGUCAGUGAAAAGAGGAUACGGUAAUCAUGUCAAGGUUUGUAAUGUUCUCAUGUCUAUGUAUUCUAAAUGCGAAACUGUUGAAGAUGCAGUAGUUGUCUUUGAGAAUAUUAUUGACCGUAAUGUAGUGUCUUGGACAACAAUGAUCUCUAUAGAUGAAGAGGAUGCUAUGAAGUUAUUCAAGGAGAUGAUGCAAGAUGAAAUAUGGCCGAAUGAUGUUACAUUCAUUGGGUUGAUUCAUGCGAUAACAAAACACAAUAUGAUGCAAGAAGGCUUAAUGGUGCAUGCGUUCUGUAUGAAGUCAAACUUCCUUUCCGAAACUAGUGUGGCAAAUAGUUUCAUAACCAUGUAUGGCAAGUUUCAGAUGAUAGAAGACUGCAUUAAGGUUUUUGAGCAGAUUGAUGCUAGAGAAAUCAUAUCAUGGAAUUCUCUAAUAUCUGCUUAUUCUCUGAAUGGCAUGUACCAGAGAGCUUUACAAGUAUUCUCGACAGCUUCUAAAGAAUUAACACCAAACCCUUAUACAUUUGGUGCUGUCUUACAUGCAAUAGCUUCAUCUGAAUCGAUUUCUCUUAGGCAGGGCCAACGAUGCCAUGGCUUUAUGAAGAAACUUGGAUUGGAUAGUGAUCCAAUCGUCUCUGGUGCACUUCUUGACAUGUAUGCAAAACGGGGGAGCAUUGUUGAAUCUGAGAAGAUAUUUUUUGAGUUGACAAAGAAAACCCAAGUUGCUUGGACAACUAUAAUCUCUGCCUACUCAAGGCAUGGGGACUACGAAAAAGUGAUGAAGUAUUUUAAGGCAAUGGAGAUGGAAGGCGUUAGGCCUGACUCCAUUACAUUUCUUUCCAUUUUGACAUCAUGCAGUCGCAAUGGGAUGGUUGAUGUAGGACGUGAAAUUUUUGAUUCAAUGAUUUAUGAUCAUUCUGUGGAACCGUCAGCUGAGCAUUAUUCUUGUAUUGUGGAUAUGUUGGGUCGGGCAGGGAAGCUGAAAGAAGCUGAAGAACUUCUGAGCCAGAUCCCGGGAGGACCUGGAAUAUCUGUCCUACAAAGCCUACUUGGGGCUUGUAGGAUUUAUGGAGAUGUAGAGAUGGCAACUAGGGUUGCUGAUACUUUGAUUGAAAUGGAGCCUAGUGAAUCGGGUUCUUACGUUCUUAUGUCUAACUUGUUCGCUGAGAAGGGGAAGUGGGAAAAGGUUGCGAAAAUUAGGACAAUGAUGAGACAGAGAAAAGUGAUCAAAGAAGUAGGAUUUAGUUGGGCAGAUGUAGGCAACAUUGACAACUCAAUUGAUAUGCAUGGAUUUUCAUCUGGAGACAAGUCACAUCGUCUGUCUAAAGAAAUCUAUGAAAUGGCUGACUUGCUAGGAUCAGAGAUGAAACGAAGAACAAGACGCUAUGAGAUGUUCAUAUAACAUUAACAGAUAUAUCAGUUAUUCAUACUAAGAAUGUAAAAGGAAGGAUUAUUGAAAUUUGUGGUAUUAGAUUUUCUACUCACUGAUUGGGGAUGAGCUUCUUUGGAACAAUACACAAGGAAUAGUAUGCUACCUAAUCAGGUAUAUUACUAGUAUAUAAGAGAAGAAUAAAUCAUCACUUGCAUCCUCCGGCCGAGCAUUAUUAUUCACCACACUUUAGGGAGCAAUUUACUAAUGAAGCAGGGGCAUGCUUUUGACCUUAACAUCCCCUUACACGUCUGGUUUCCUACAGUAACUUAUUUAUUGUAUGUGAAGGUCUUUAGUGACAGUGAAGGUGUUCACUUAGCAGGACAUGUUACAAUAUCAGUGGUAGCAUUUUGUCGAGUACUCCAAUAUUCUUACCAAAUUGACUCACAUUCAAUCACAAAAUCUUUUAAAGUCUUUCUUGUAUUACUUGUAUGGGAGAUGACCAUAAUUGUGGUUCAAGCAAUGAGAGUCUGAUGAGAAAAUCUUGGCUUCUCGUCAAGCAUAUAUUACUUUGACUGCUUGAUGGCCUUGGAUAUUACCAUCUUUUAGUUUGUUUUUUGCUUGGUUGUAAACCUGCACAUCAACAUUUCAUUAUAUUUGUAUUUUAGGGUGAGAAGGUUGUAUUCAUCACUUCUUUGGCCAUGCACUCAGAGUUCAAAUGAAUAAGUAAGAUCAUGAUUUGAGUCGUACGUUUA
Molecule: messenger RNA, 3318 nt
Organism: Salvia miltiorrhiza (redroot sage)
Lineage: Eukaryota; Viridiplantae; Streptophyta; Magnoliopsida; Lamiales; Lamiaceae
Product: pentatricopeptide repeat-containing protein At4g32430, mitochondrial-like
Exons: 2
Coding region: 287-2596 (769 amino acids)
Biological process (GO): RNA modification
Molecular function (GO): protein binding; RNA binding
Source: RefSeq, a predicted model, not a curated record